AUGUCUGCCACCACUACACCUGCCACGUCCGAGCAUUCCGAAGGCCACGCUGAGCGUGCACUCGCGCUCCUGGAUGACACGCUGGAGCCCCUGUGGAUGGCCGAGCCGGGUGGGGUUGCAGACGACGCCGACUACCGGCAUUGGGCUAGGCAGGUUGCAGUCGCCCUGGAUACUGCAGGUGUCUCUGGCGUCAAGGCUACAUGUGUCGCGGAGUACGCCGACCGCCUCCACCAGGUGGUGGUCAGCCGGCUGCCCGACAAUCGCAAGGACUGGGAGGACUGGGCAUGCGGUGUGUUGCUGCAGGCGGACAUGCGCGCCCGGGCCGCCGAGUAUGCCGGUCAUGCAACCGUUGAGGAGGCCCACUGCUCUCCGAUGCCUCCACCUACUGCUCCCGUCGCACCGCCACCCGAACCGGGUCAUGCUCCUGUUGUGCCACGCCCUAAGGUCUCGUCCACCGCUCGGCAAGUGUUGGCGCAUGUUGAGAUCCCACCUCGUGCGCUGUCUGCCACGUCCACCGCCAUAAUUACCGCCUCGUCUCGCAAGCGUGGGCGCACGUUGUCUGCUGCCGCAACCGGGCAAGACCCUCUUGUCCUCAACGAUGAAUUGGAUAAGUUGGAGGAGGUCUCUGCACUUGCGCACACCACGCGCUUUGCGGUACACAGCAGGUCUUCCAGUGCCGUGCGGCCUGCAAAGAAGGUCAAGAAGGUCAGCAACCUGCCGACCGCGCCGGAGCCGCAACUCCUGACAAACUGGGUGCAGUACCCACGCUGCGCACGCUGCAACUCAAAGGAGCGUAUUUGUGUCCUCCCAGGCAGUCCCGCGCAAAGCUGCCAUCGCUGCUCCAACAGCCACAAGGCGUGCCUUGUGCAGGACACGAAUGCUUCAUAUGCAAAAUGGUACGAUAGCCAGGGGUACCCACGUGCGGUCACCAUCACCAACAAGGCAGGCCAGGUCGUCUCUGCCAAUUUCUUGGAGCCAUCAUCCCAGGCCAACUCCAAUCCUGCUGGAUUCACUGGGAAGGGCAAGGGUAGGGCAUUGAAGGUGCAUGCUGUUGGGUCGUCUGCGGGUACGCCAACUGGGGCUCCCACGGGAGGAUCUGCAUACCUGCGUGGGGCAGCACUUGAUAGCGCGCGUGUCGAGCUGAGCAUGCUCCGCCUUCGCCGCACUGCCCUUGAUGCACAGAUCAGCAAGGUGGAGCAGUACGUCCAUGACCUGCACAAUGAGCAGGGCAGGUUGUCGUUGCCUUUCCUGGAAGAUGAUGAGUAA
Molecule: messenger RNA, 1266 nt
Organism: Trametes versicolor FP-101664 SS1
Lineage: Eukaryota; Fungi; Basidiomycota; Agaricomycetes; Polyporales; Polyporaceae
Exons: 5
Coding region: 1-1266 (421 amino acids)
Source: RefSeq, a predicted model, not a curated record